Eutrema salsugineum is the source of this 907-nucleotide messenger RNA. RefSeq lists its product as uncharacterized. The coding region runs from base 195 to 713 and encodes 172 amino acids. The record is from RefSeq and is a predicted model, not a curated record. The transcript has 4 exons. Lineage: Eukaryota; Viridiplantae; Streptophyta; Magnoliopsida; Brassicales; Brassicaceae.
UCUUCUAAUUAAAAGAACAUCAAGAUUUUUUUUUUUUGUGCUAAAAAGAAACUAGAAGUUCUAUGUUCGAACAUUAGGGAUUUUAAGACCUUGCAAAUAAGAAGAGGUCUUUAGCGAUCAAAGAGUAAAGACAGUCAUCUUGCUGCCUAAAUCCAUGUUGAUCUGAAAGAAGAGAUCGUUGUUGCUGGUUAACGAUGUCUCGGCAGAAUCAGUUAUUGACAUUGCUUAAGAGAAGGUUUCAUUCACCGUCUAGUGAUGCUCCAACGGAGACCAUAAGGAAGAAGAUAACUGAGUUGCAGAAGAGUAAGAAGCGAAGGAACCCGAUAAAGAACCAGUUUCUUGUCGAGGUUCCAGAAUCAAGAUCGUAUUUGGACACAGCAACGACGCCAAUGUUCCUCGCUGUGGUCGGUAUUGCAUUGUUUGCAAAAGUGUUAAUGAUGAUCGAUGAUUCGAAAUCACAAGAAAUGAUUGAACGGAAGAUAAAGAAUGCACCACCGGGACAAGGCACGGUGAGAAUGAUCGAACGUGAGGAGUGGGAUGAGUUUAGAGAAGUAAGGCCAAGAACCCCUUUUGAGUCCAAGCUUGCUCGACCAAACGCACAAAUAAGAACUGGAGAGCCUGUGCGCAAGGAUGACUUGAAGAACUGGACGAUAGACGUGCUAACUAAUGCGUUUGCACGAACCGAAGAAAGUGUUCGUCGCGGUUCCAGUUGAUUUUCCAUAAACUCUCUUCAAUUCAAUAGAGAUAAUAGAGAGAUAUAUAUAUCCUGAGAAUCUGGUAGUCCAAGAACAGUUGUUAUGUGUGUAUCAUCUGUUUGGUUCUGAAUAUUAGUGACACUGGUAAUAAAGUGGCAAAACUAAUCUGGAUUCUGCAAGAUUGUGUGCCAUGGAUCGAAACAACAGGUCAA